AUGAAGCCCUCUCUCGCCCAUGGUCUCCAGAUUUUGGCCGUUUGUCUGGCGCUGAUCGGGCUUCUCGUCGGCUAUGAUCUCUUUUCCGGAAGGGCCUACCUCGGAGCCGCGUACACACCAUUUCGCCCUGUUCACUUUACCAACCCUCAUCGUAACGCCAGCCACGCCAUCCACGUUCCAACCUCAACCGUCAUCCUCCGGCCCACACGGACGCCGACGCCGACCCCGAAUCCCACACGGACCCCGACGCCGAUAUCACCCCCAGCCGGCAACGGCGAUGGCGCCGCCUCCACACUCCCGGAGGGCGACCCGGAGCACCUCAAGAACGCGUCCAAAUACAUCACCGCGAUCCUCGACGCCGACGACAACUCCCUGCCCCGUCUCGACUGCCCCCGCCCCGACAUCUCGCGCUACCAGUACCUCAAGCCCGCCUCCUCGUCCUCCUCCCUGAAGAAGCCUAAGUUCUUCAUCGCCCUCAACAUCCGCGAAAAGGCCGACCUCCUGCCGCGCCUCAUGGGCUCCGUCGUCGAGGCCAUCCGCUUCCUCGGCCCCGAGAACUGCGUGCUCUCCGUCGUCGAGGGGAACUCCCGCGACGGCACCUACGAAAUCCUCCACCUCCUCCGCCCGGAGCUCGAGAGUAUCGGCGUCGAGUACCACUUCUCCCGCAGCGACCUCGACCCCGGCGCCGGCGACCGCAUCGGCAAGCUCGCCGAGCUGCGCAACAUGGCCCUCGCCCCGCUCGUCUCGGACCCCGCCCGCUACGCCGCCGACGCCGUCGUGCUCUUCCUCAACGACGUCGCCAUCUGCCUCGAGGACAUCCUCGAGCUCGCUCACCAGCGCCUCUACCUCGGCGCCGACAUGACCUGCGGCUUCGACUGGACCUACGUCGGCCCGGACCCGACCUUUUACGACGUCUGGAUCAGCCGCACCCUCCAGGGCGACUCCUUCUUCGAGAUCCCCCCCGACGGCAACUGGAACUCGGCCUGGAACAUCUUCUGGAACGACGACACGUCCCGCCGCCGCUUCGCCGACCACAAGCCGCUGCAGGUCUUCUCGUGCUGGAACGGCGCCGUGGCCAUGACGGCGCGGCCCCUGCUGGAUCGCCUCGUGCGGUUCAGGGCGCCCGGCCCGGGCGAGUGUUUCCAGGGCGAGCCGCAGCUGUUCUGCAAGGACCUGUGGAACGCCGGCUUCGGCAGGAUCGCGGUGGUGCCGAGCGUCAACCUGGAAUACAGCGACGAGGCCGGGCGGAAGAUCAAGGCGGCCAAGGGCUACACCGGCCAGUGGGUCGGAGAUGAGGACAAGGACGAGACCUUCAAAGUAGACUGGAAGGCCGAUCCGCCCGAGAAGGUCAAGUGUAUGGCUAUUUAUGAUAAGCAGACGUGGGAGCCUUGGAACCAGGGUUUGGAGUAG
This is a messenger RNA of Colletotrichum higginsianum IMI 349063, 1410 nucleotides long. Its product is annotated as alpha-1,3-mannosyltransferase CMT1. NCBI's taxonomy places the organism in Eukaryota, Fungi, Ascomycota, Sordariomycetes, Glomerellales, Glomerellaceae. The transcript has 2 exons. The record is from RefSeq and is a predicted model, not a curated record. The coding region runs from base 1 to 1410 and encodes 469 amino acids.